Molecule: messenger RNA, 3330 nt
Organism: Anopheles aquasalis
Lineage: Eukaryota; Metazoa; Arthropoda; Insecta; Diptera; Culicidae
Product: double-stranded RNA-specific editase 1-like
Source: RefSeq, a predicted model, not a curated record
CUCGUGUUCUCGUGGUUGUUUUGGUCGCCGGUUUUUUCGGUGAAAAACUCUCCUAAUCGCUGUAAAAAGGGGGAAAUUCUUCAUAUUUCUGAUCUGUUCCAUGCACUAGAACAACAAACUGCACUCUGAUCGUGGUUCCCGUUGGAAUGACGAGGUUAAAACCACGAAAAAGGAUUCUAAUUCUUUUUGCAACGCUCCGGAAACCAAUCAACCCACUCACAAUCAACGGCAGAGAGUACGGAAAUCUGCGGCCGAGACGCCCGUGUCUCUUGAAGAAGAUUCUUGAAAACUUUUUUCGUGAAUGUUCACUAACUUACAAGCGAUAAUAAAGCGUGAGACUACAAGUCCAAUCGAGAUGGAUUUAAUGCCCCCUCUAAUGCAGCCCAAUUCAUUUAAUGAGGGUGAUCGUCAGCACACUGAAGAUUCAAGCGAACAAAAGAUGAACAAUACAACACCGGUCAGUCUCAACAAUCAGCAGUCAAGCGGUGCACCUCUCCAACAGACCAGCAAUCAAAAGAUAGAUACAGUCGAUACGAUUAGCGCCGGCGACAGCAAUUCAUCGCUGGAUUGCCAUGGUGAAGGUAUCGGAAACAAGUUUAAGAAAGUCGUAUUCUGCAAAAAACCCACAGCAGAAGAGCGUAAAAAAACAGAAAAAGAACGCAAAGCUCGACAAAUGCGACGCCUGCGAAAAUGGCUCACUCCAAAAAAUGCAGUUGUAGCAUUACACGAACUACAUGGCCCAGGAAUGUCGGAGUUCACCAUUAAAACCACUGGUCAAGAAACAAAGGCAGAAAUAAUUAUCAACAACAUUAAGUAUGAGGCCACGGCACCGAACAAAACACUCGCAAAAGCUAAAGUGUCUGAGCAAGCACUACGAGACAUGGCGAUAGCCGAAAUGGCAAAGGCCCAACACACGGAAACUAGCACUGGUGAGACAGCUAUGGACUGCGAAUCGAUUGAAUAUCUGGCGGACAAUGUGCCUAUGAUGCACCUUGCUUCCUUUGCCCUCUACAAAUUGUUUUCCGAAUGGCAAAAUGAAGGAUUCGAUGUCCCUGCUAUCAAAACACCAAAGCCGAAAGCUUCCACAUCGACUGAGAUUGUGCCAAACUCGCUGGCCCCCAAAAUACCUAAAACUAUUGCGGAUCUGCCUCCCGACGCUGCUCAACGCCAUCCAACAGCCUUGCUUGCCUAUAUGCGACCGCAAAUCCCGUACGAAGAUCGAGGAUUUCUUGGAAACGAUACAGAGAGUAAAAUCUUUGUUGCAAGUAUAACAGUGGAUGGCACCGUCUUCGAAGGUCAGGGUAGGUCUAAAAAAUUAGCCAGGAAAGCGGCUGCGUCUCGCGCUUGUAGCGAACUGUUCGGAGUUGUAUUUGACGCAGGUGUUCUAGAUUAAUUUGUAUGUAUGACUAGGACAAAGUUUGUCCAGAAACCCUGUAAUGCAGGAUUGCUGUAAUGAACUUAUUAUUUGAAUAUUACCCAUUCAAAACAUAACUGUUUUGUGUGAAAUUAAUAUUUAUUGAUUUCAAAGACAAUUUUGUUUUAAAAUAAUCAAAAUUUCAGAAUUCACAUCAGCUCGAUGUGGCCUUGACUACACUCCUUCCAGUUAGUAUAGGACCACCUGUGAUUUUCCUAGUUUCUCACUACUGAUAACAGUAAUAAUUUCAACCCGUAUCAUUAUUGAUUGGUAUUGGUGAGAUAUGUUUACAGUGUGAGUUUCGUAUUUUUACGUGCAUAUGCAUCAGCUCAUGCUGGCUUUCACGUCGUUCAAAAUGAAGUGCAAAGAUUGUAUUAAGGUUCUCGAAGACUGUUCAGUCCCAUUUUUGAUCACCAACCGGUCGAAAGAAAUAUAUUUCAACCGAAUAGUGCCGCCAUUCACCCGCGACACAGAGGAUCUUUAAACUGAUUUGCUCGAUUGGUCUGCUCGUUCUUUAGAUUUAAAUCAAGUUUAAAAUCAUCUGGGGAAUCCUUGUAGAUAAGAUUUACGCUAAGGGAAGCAGUUUUCCUCAGUUGAUGAGCUCAAAAGUGCAAUUAUUAAGGCAAGAGAAGACUUAAAGCAGGAGGCACUGAAAGAAAGGCUGAAAAGUAGGCCAAAUCGCAUUCUCCUGGUUGCAAAUCGCAGCGGGAAAGUAACUCUUCAUUAAUUGUAUUAUUUGCAAACUGCGGCUAUUUUUUACAAUCAAAAAUAGAAUUGGUUUUGAAGAAAAAUUGAAAUGGUCUUAUACUAACUUGACAGGUCGAAAACACCAAAUGCGUUUAUCUGUGUGGUAUAUGCACGUAAAAAUACGAAACUCACACUGUAAACAUAUCUCACCAAUACCAAUCAAUAAUGAUACGGGUUGAAAUUAUUACUGUUAUCAGUAGUGAGAAACUACGAAAAUCACAGGUGGUCCUAUACUAACUGGAAGGAGUGUACUGUCUUCAAACGGUCGAAAAAACGAGUUUAAUUUUUUCAGCACACUAGUAUUGGCAUUUUUUUGUAGUCCUCAGUUGGCUCUCCAGUUCGGACCAGAUGAAAUAAUCCAUCGGAUUUGCGUCUGGCGAAUUCGGAAUCCUUUGUGUAGAUGAAAUGACGAGUGCAACAUGUUUUUUUUAACCAUUCUUGGUUUACACGAGCGUUCACAGGAUGGUGCCAAGUCUUGUUGGAAUGUCCAUGGUCUGCGACUGAAAUGUCCAGAGUCCAGAGCGCAGUUCGGAGUAAUUUGCCGAGCUUAGAUUUAUCAGUUUCCUUUUUAUUCACUCUUUUUUCAUUUUUAGUUCUAACUCAAACACUUUUUAUACCCUUCCCUUGUCUACAAUACUCCAUCACUCAAUGACGCAGCUAUUAGCAUUGAUGAAGAAUGUAACAUAGUUUCUCCUCGCUAGACAAUCUCAGUCUUGUUGAUUUGCUGCUCUUUCAUGAUUCCAACCAUCAUUUUUCAUUUAAUAAAAUAUCAAUAAGAUUUUCUAUAUUUAAGAUCCACACAGAAAACUGAUGGAAAGAGAACAACACCAAUAUCUUUAAUUCAAAACAGAAAAUUAGGGCUGUCCUCUUUCUAAACAGCAAACCCAUAAAAGUACGCAUACUUUAGUUACCUUACGAAAUUCGGAUAUUUGAGUUGAAGUUGUAAUUGUCAUUGAGUUAAACAGACAAUUAGAAAACAUCGCUAAGAAUCAUUUACGAGGGAUAUCUCUUUGAAACAUUACUAAUGCAUGAAAACCUACCUGAUUGCAUUGAAAUCGAAGAUAUGUUUAACUAGUUUCGAACCGAUAUUAUAUUCUUGGCAACAAAAAAUUGGAAACGAUGGUGAAAUGUAACCAGCAAGAGUAAAAUAUAUAAAAAUGAAACAUCAA